AUGCCCGGCGAACAGGACACCCCUGUCGCUUGGUAUGACUCGCCAAACAUCGUCCAACUCAUUCGGGGCACCCUCCCCACGACUCCCUCCUCCAGCUAUCCGGUCCCAAUCCAGAGACCGAAAACCGUUUUUAAGAAGUACAAAGGAUCGCCUGACCAACUGCUUUUCGACGAUGAUCACAUGGACUUCCUCGUUAGGAUGGUCGCGUACAUGCGCAUCCUCAACGAGGACUUGCCCGGCAGGUCGCAAGGCCUGUGGGGCCAUAUUCGGCGCGAGUUCUCCUCUCGUUACCCCGCCCUGGCAUGGUUCGCCCCGUUUGCCUGGGCGAGCUGCUACCGCAAACACGAGGCGUGGUGUGACGCCCGUGUCACCUUCUACGUCUCAGCGGGUAUCGACCACACGCUGAAGACGGCGUCGGAGAGGCAACCCGGUGCGCGUGGAUAUUGCCCGCCACCUGCUCCCCCACAAGGCAUCUCCGAUUUGACGGACAAGCAGCACCAAGCGCACAAGAGGCGCAGAGCGGACAACGCCGAGAAGAGCAGGAAGAGGAAAGCCACGAGCAGCACGGGAGUUGGAAGUGCAACUUCCCCAGGGCUCCUCCACUCGGACCCGACCAUCGCAGGUCCAAGUGGCACGAGGUCCUCAACCCCGCCGGCUGCCCCUGCCACCGCCUUGGCUGCGUCUCCCACCCGGCAUGUGCAUUUCACUCCCUUUGCCGACGAGCUAGGAUGCAAGCUUCUGGUUGUCGCCCGUCGUGUGUACUGCGACGCACGGGCCGGUACAGCGGCCUAG
Molecule: messenger RNA, 792 nt
Organism: Apiotrichum porosum
Lineage: Eukaryota; Fungi; Basidiomycota; Tremellomycetes; Trichosporonales; Trichosporonaceae
Exons: 5
Coding region: 1-792 (263 amino acids)
Source: RefSeq, a predicted model, not a curated record